UCAAUUACUUAAUUCAUUGAUUGAUUGAUUAUGAAAAUGAUAAUCUAUAGAAUACGCCACUGUCGGUUAUAUGGCAAAACGAAUUCAAAUGCGAAAACAAAGAUUUAUGGCGAUCCAAAAGAUAGCUGAACAAAAAAAGCAGCAAAUUGAUGGUGUCCAACCACCGCCAAAUCCAAAUCCAAAUGUGGGGGAUCAUGGACAUGGGCAUGGUCAUGGUCAUAGCCAUGGUCAUCCUCAUGCGCCGAAACAAACAGUGAGUAACCGCCCAAUUGGCUAUUCAAAUAUCCAACAAAAUGUUGGUACUCGCGGUUGCUCGAUAGUGGGACCCUUGUUCCAGGAGGUGAGAUUUAAGGUGCACGAUCCAAAGGCUCAUUCAAAGGGUGGAACACUGGAGAAUACGGUAAAUGGUGGAAGAGGCGGACCGCCAGUUGGACCGCCAGGCCCUGGACCAGCCGGUGGUGGCGGCGGUAGUGGCGGCGGUGGAGGUGGAGGAGCACCGCCCGAAGGUGGAGACGCCGAAGCCGCAGUACCAUCCCAUUUAUUACACCCGGGCAAGGUAAAAAAAGAUAUCAACAAAUUACUCGGUAUAACGCCAUCGGAUAUAGACAAAUAUUCUCGCAUUGUAUUUCCGGUGUGCUUUGUGUGCUUUAAUCUUAUGUACUGGAUCAUAUAUUUGCAUGUGAGUGACGUUGUUGCUGAUGAUUUAGUGCUGCUAGGAGAGGAGUAAAAUAGGCGCCUACUAAAAACGCAACAACCACAAAAACAACAACGUCUGAAGAAGAAGCAGAAACAAAAGCAAAACGUAGUAUUGAGGAUGUUACGAUAUUGAUAUUCAAGCAUCAUCUGAAACUGCAAAUGACAACUGAGGCGCUUAAAUUAAUAUUAAUUUUAAUUAGAGCAAAUAUUUAUUAUAUAAAUUUAUAGUAAU
This is a messenger RNA of Teleopsis dalmanni, 928 nucleotides long. RefSeq names its product gamma-aminobutyric acid receptor subunit beta-like. Bases 71 to 727 code for a protein of 218 amino acids. The record is from RefSeq and is a predicted model, not a curated record. The transcript has 2 exons. Lineage: Eukaryota; Metazoa; Arthropoda; Insecta; Diptera; Diopsidae. Gene Ontology annotation, biological process: monoatomic ion transport. Gene Ontology annotation, cellular component: membrane.